GAGGAGCCCGGCUGCUAACCUAGCUAGGGUAGUUAGCUUAGGUUAAGUGGCCAUAAGUCUGGCGUUUAUGGAGCAAAUAAACUUUAAUUUUUACAUUGUUUUAUUUCGUUUUGUCGGAUUUUUGUUACUGAUUGAGUAGCUGAAUAUGGCGAACGACAGGACCGCAUACUGGAAGGAGAUCCUGAGGAGAAGACUGGCCUCUGCUAAAACAGACGACAGGAGUGAAGAGGAGAAGAAAGCAGAGGAGACGGAGCUCUUCACUAAAUAUUACACUGAAUGGAAAGGAGGGGGCGAGACAGACGGCACAUUCAGACACAUCCCGCGCUUCUACUACAGGCUUCCAGCCGAGGACGAAGUUCUGCUGCAAAAACUGAGAGAAGAGUCUCGGGCGGUGUUUCUGCAGAGGAAGAGCCGCGAACUCCUCGACAACGAGGAAUUACAAAAUCUGUGGUUUCUUCUUGACAAGCAUCAGGUUCCUCCUACCACAGGUGAUGAAGCCAUGAUAAGCUAUGAGAGUUUCCUGAAGGUCGGAGAAAAAGCUGGUGCUAAGUGCAAGCUGUUCUUCACUGCCAGAGUCUACGCCAAGCUGCUUCACAACGACCCAUAUGGACGGAUAUCAAUUAUGCAGUUCUUUAACUAUGUCAUGAGAAAAGUCUGGCUGCACCAGACGAGGAUCGGGCUGAGUCUGUACGACGUGGCGGGGCAGGGCUACCUCCGAGAGUCUGACUUGGAGAACUACAUCCUGGAGCUAAUUCCCACUCUGCCUCAGCUCGACGGCCUGGAGAAAUCCUUCUACUCUUUUUAUGUCUGCACUGCUGUUCGCAAGUUCUUCUUCUUCCUCGAUCCUCUUCGCACAGGGAAAAUUAAGAUUCAGGACAUCUUGGCUUGUAGUUUCCUGGAUGAUCUGCUUGAGCUGAGAGAUGAGGAUCUGUCCAAAGAGAGUCAGGAAUCCAACUGGUUCUCGGCUCCCUCUGCACUCCGGGUUUACGGUCAGUAUCUCAACCUCGAUAAGGAUCAUAAUGGAAUGCUGAGUAAAGAGGAACUGUCCCGUUACGGCACAGGAACGUUAACCAGCGUCUUUCUGGACCGGGUCUACCAGGAGUGUCUGACCUAUGAUGGUGAAAUGGACUAUAAGACGUAUCUGGACUUCGUGCUGGCUCUGGAGAACAGGAAGGAACCUGCAGCGCUGCAGUACAUCUUCAAACUGCUGGACAUGGAAAACAAAGGCUACCUCAACGUCUUCGCUCUCAACUACUUUUUCAGGGCCAUUCAGGAGCAGAUGAAGAUCCACGGACAGGAACCUGUGUCCUUUCAGGACGUCAAGGAUGAAAUCUUCGACAUGGUGAAGCCCAAAGAUCCCUACAAGAUCACACUGCAGGACCUGGUGAACAGCGGUCAGGGGGAUACGGUCACCAGCAUCCUCAUCGACCUCAACGGCUUCUGGACGUAUGAAAACAGAGAAGUGCUGGUGACCAAUGACAGUGAAAACGUUUCAGCUGAUUUAGAGGACACAUGAUGCUCCUGCUGAGCCCACUCUGCUGUGGGAGUGACCGCGGUACGCUGGACAAAGAAAAACCAUUCCUGCAGUCAAGCAAUACACAGAAGCAGCUUUAAUCUGCAUUCAAAAGUUUAUUAACCAAUAUUAGAUAAGAAAAAAUGACUUUUUCCAGCCUAAAUCAUAUAAAAAGAGUAGCUCUUCACCUCAGUGAAGUCCUUGUACAUAAAUAAGUUAUACAGCUUUUUUAAAGCAAUAUUAAUUUUUGAGAGGUGUAAAUAUAUUAAAGCAGUCACGUCACGUCA
This is a messenger RNA of Colossoma macropomum (tambaqui), 1800 nucleotides long. RefSeq names its product protein phosphatase 2, regulatory subunit B'', gamma (gene ppp2r3c). Gene Ontology annotation, cellular component: centrosome; spindle. The record is from RefSeq and is a predicted model, not a curated record. Bases 146 to 1516 code for a protein of 456 amino acids. The transcript is spliced from 13 exons. Lineage: Eukaryota; Metazoa; Chordata; Actinopteri; Characiformes; Serrasalmidae. Gene Ontology annotation, biological process: positive regulation of B cell differentiation; microtubule cytoskeleton organization; B cell homeostasis.